Vicugna pacos (alpaca) is the source of this 2766-nucleotide messenger RNA. RefSeq names its product ATPase family AAA domain containing 1 (gene ATAD1). Gene Ontology annotation, biological process: extraction of mislocalized protein from mitochondrial outer membrane. Gene Ontology annotation, cellular component: mitochondrial outer membrane. NCBI's taxonomy places the organism in Eukaryota, Metazoa, Chordata, Mammalia, Artiodactyla, Camelidae. Gene Ontology annotation, molecular function: ATP hydrolysis activity; ATP binding. The record is from RefSeq and is a predicted model, not a curated record.
GGCGGGUCGCUGCUCCCACCGGAAGCGUUCUUUCCCAGGCAGCGUUUCCUUCCUGUGUGAGGCUGGCUGAGGGCUCCUGCGGCCGCUGUUCCUGCCCUAGGGGUUAACAAUCAAGAUGGUACAUGCUGAAGCCUUUUCUCGUCCCUUGAGUCGGAAUGAAGUUGUUGGUUUAAUUUUCCGUUUGACAAUAUUUGGUGCAGUAACAUACUUUACAAUCAAAUGGAUGGUAGAUGCAAUUGAUCCAACCAGAAAGCAAAAAGUAGAAGCUCAGAAACAGGCAGAAAAAUUAAUGAAGCAAAUUGGUGUGAAAAAUGUGAAGCUUUCAGAGUAUGAAAUGAGUAUUGCUGCUCAUCUAGUAGACCCUCUUAACAUGCAUGUUACUUGGAGUGAUAUAGCAGGUUUAGAUGAUGUCAUUACAGAUCUGAAAGACACAGUCAUCUUACCUAUCAAAAAGAAGCAUUUGUUUGAAAAUUCCAGGCUUCUGCAGCCUCCAAAAGGUGUUCUUCUCUAUGGACCUCCAGGCUGUGGUAAAACAUUGAUUGCCAAGGCUACAGCCAAAGAAGCAGGUUGUCGGUUUAUUAACCUUCAGCCUUCAACACUGACUGAUAAGUGGUAUGGAGAAUCUCAGAAACUGGCUGCUGCUGUUUUCUCCCUUGCCAUAAAGCUACAGCCUUCCAUCAUCUUCAUAGAUGAAAUAGACUCCUUUCUACGAAACCGUUCCAGUUCUGAUCAUGAAGCUACAGCCAUGAUGAAAGCUCAGUUUAUGAGUCUCUGGGAUGGAUUGGAUACUGAUCAUAGCUGCCAGGUCAUAGUGAUGGGAGCUACUAAUCGUCCUCAGGAUCUUGACUCUGCUAUAAUGAGAAGAAUGCCUACGAGGUUUCAUAUCAACCAGCCUGCUCUAAAACAAAGAGAGGCAAUCCUGAAACUCAUCUUGAAAAAUGAAAAUGUGGAUAGACAUGUGGACCUGCUAGAAGUUGCCCAGGAAACUGAUGGGUUUUCAGGAAGUGACCUAAAAGAGAUGUGUCGAGACGCUGCCCUCCUCUGUGUCAGGGAAUAUGUUAAUUCUACUUCAGAAGAAAGCCAUGAUGAAGAUGAAAUUCGACCUGUGCAACAACAGGACCUCCAUCGGGCAAUUGAAAAGAUGAAGAAAUCAAAGGAUGCGGCAUUUCAGAAUGUUUUAACACAUGUUUGUUUAGAUUAAGAGUAAAGAUCGUUUGUACAGUUCAACGUGAUCUAGUUUGGUGUGCCCUCUUAUGAUUAGUGGAAGUAGAAUGGAAGGAGGAGUGUUCUUUAAACAGUGAGGGAGUUAUAUGUUCAUUACACUGGUUUUAUACUCUGAAUUCUAAGUUAUUGAGAUAUAGUUGUUAUAUAAAUGGUAUUACGACUUGUGAAAAAUCAUGAGAAGGAACAAUUUAAUUAGCCUGAGUGUGGGUGCUUGUGUUUGACCUCUUUAGCCAUAUGUUGCAGCCUUAUAGCGUCUAAGCUGGUCUUAAAGUAAUAAAUGAUUCUCUGAGUCAUUAUUGAAAACUGGGGAUGUGGUUAAGUGCUGGUUUCUAGAUAUGUGUGUAGGUGUACGUGUGUGUAUGUGUGUGUGUAUUAAAUGUAUAUAUUCACACAUUUUGUAUUGACAUUCUAUAGAUAGAUUUGAAUACAGAAACUUUUUUUUACCCCAACUACUGAAUCAAAAAGUACCAAAUAGCAUAUAGCAAAAUUAAGAUUAGUGGUUGUGUCUAAAAGGUACAAUGAUUCAGCUGUUUCCAGUUGUCACUUGUUUCCUUUUUGUUUUGUUUUGCUUUUCUGCUGUUGAAUAGUUGGAGUCAGGCACAUCUGAAUACUUAGUUGUGGCUCAAUUAUGGUUGUCAGGAUAAUCAAAUCAAAAUACUGAUAGGUGAUCAGCUUUGAAUGGUUGGCAGGCGGUUGUGUGAUCAACACUGAUUUCACCUCUUUCUGCAAGCAUACUGAGUAGAGACAUUUUUAAAUUGAUACGUAUAGAGGUGGAUUGAAAGCCUUUCAAGAGAAUGGGUUUGAAAAACCUCAGUGCCGUUCAAUACAUGUAUGUGACUUUCCUUUCUUCGUUUAAUGUAACAGUUCUGUUGUAACCAUGGUUUUUUCAUGUUAUUUUAAACUUACAUGUUUUUUAAUUAUGGUCAAAUAUAAUUUGGUCAUCAAAAAUGAAGUGAUAGUUUAAAACAACUUACUAAAUGUGCUAGAAAAUACUCACUCUGUAAUUUUAAUUUUUUGUUUUCUUAGCAUAUUGUAAAUUAUGCCCUACUUAGAACAAAUAUAUAAUCAAAAUCCCCAUAUUGUAUCUGUAGUUAUUUGAUGCUACAAACGUAAAAAAUGACACUUUUUUUUAUCCAAAAUUUCACUAACUAGAAUUCUGUUAUAGGCACUUAAACACACAGCAUGAGGAAAAUGGCACAAUACAAUCUUAAGGUGCCUUCUGAAUCAUCAGAAAGAUUAAAUUAUGCUUCAUAUAUUUUUGUUUUUAUUGUAUUUCUUUGAAACCUCAAUCUUUAUUCAUGAGUUGUUGAAUUAAUGUCUUUGAUAGUAAGUCUCUCACUAGAAACCAUUGGUUAGUUUGUUUUUCAAUUGUGCUUUGAAUGGUGGGUGAGGUAGGUUCAAGUUUUGAAAAAUUGUGAAGAUGAUUGGAAAAUUGAAUGCAAAACACAAGAUACCAAAAAUAAAAAAUUUUGUCUCCAUUUUUAGUAAGUAUAUUAUACUAUUAUUUUAUAAAUGUGUAAUAAAGAGGUCCCUCUUAAUUAA